AUGGGAAUGAAACGGUCCUUCGAGACCUUAAUCGAGAACUGUCGUGAAGAUGCGCGACUGCGGGUAGCCCAGACCAAUGUUGUAUCCCGCCAUCUGAGGCGCAACUUCACAGCAACAAAAGCCUUGAAGCACUCAGUGUUGGCAGAUCAUGAUUUGAAGACAAUGGGGAUCAGGCUAUCCGAACUAGACCUUGAAGGAGCAUGUUCGGAUGACCACCAGUCGUUUUACCAGCCACUAUCAAAAGCAGAAAUACCAGAGAUUAACUGGGACAGUGUGCACUUUUCGGAAUGGCAUGAAGGACACAGCGAAGAGUCACUUCGGGUUUGUUUGACCCUACAAAGUGUUUCCGGCAGAGCCUAUGCAGCAUGGUUUCAUGAUCGCAAGCACCAACCCUGGGUCCAUCGGCAAUGCUACCGCGCAAUCCCCCGUAUUGCUAGUGGCGAGCAUACGCCAGAUGUACCGUAUUCAUGGCAGACUAUUGGGGAAAUGGAAGCAGAUUCGUUGGAUAUCCCCCACUGCAUUUUCCAGAUGUACAACUACGCUGAUCCCGAAGAACCCCUUCGCCGGAGUGAAGUCUUGGCUAUUGUCGGUUUCAUGCGAUGGCGGCUGAAUCGAUUCAAUUAUAUUAAACAUCGCAUAUUCCCGGUCCUGGUCGUUUCCAUUUUCCGCUCUCAAGCUCGAAUCUUGCAAGCGUAUCACGACGGAGAAUAUCUUCGCAUCUCAAAAAGCAAGUUCAUUGAUUUCACCGAGAAUUGUCGCGAGAAUUAUGAAUUCGGGGACAAUCCGAACCAACCAGGAAAGGAAACACCUGUCCUCGACCAUCCUCGUAAGAUUUAUCCCACCGGUCUGGGACACUGGGGCUCGAUCGCCGCCAUGUCGCCCUCUAAGCAGUCUGUUGCCACGGCGGACAUGCCAUUUAUCGUCUCCACCGGCACCAAGAAAGUCGAUCCUCGUACCCGCAAACUCAUUCGCAGCCAUGUUAUGAUUGGCAAGAACCGUGGGAAAUCCCGCUAUCGCCAAGCAGGGGCCGAUCCAUCGACACUGGCAGACGGGAGCACAGACGAGACUUCGGCUCCUCCUGCCGAUGACCCCGUGGAUUUGCCAUUAUUGCCAUCUAAACAAGUAUCAGCCACCCGCGUGGCGUCAGAUCUUCCCGGCAGAGUUGGCAACGACAUGUCCUUCGUCCGGCUGGCUGAUGACACUACCAGCCCUGCAGCCCUAGCCACUAUCCUUCGCUUCACUGAACGGGCAAAGAUAGAGUUCUACCCGCUUGCCGUAUGCAUAGUGUUCAACGCGUCUAGUCGAUCAUGGGUUCUUAACAUGCUGUCACUAGACGCAGCCUACCUCAACGCCAUGGUCAUCACCACCCAAUCAUACUUUGGUAUUUACAAGGGGCCGGAAGCGGCCCAAUCGCCUCAUCUGGGGAAAGCCAUCCGCCUGCUACGCAAUCGGCUCGGAGAGGAACAGGUCCGCGUGUCCAAUGCAACCGUAAUGGUCGUCAUUAUUUUGAUUUUGCACGCGCAUAUCGUGGGUGAUUACGCUGCCGUACUACAUCAUACCCAGGGUUUACGCAAGAUGGUCAGGCUUCGCGGGGGACUAGGAGCAUUUACAUCCAAUAACAAACUAGUCAUUGAUCUUAUCCGAUGCGAUGUGGGACUAGCGAUCCACAGUGGAGAAAAACCCGCCUUUUUCGAGAACCGCGAUCUCGACAUUUUUGUCCCAUCCGACCUUUGCUUCACGCCGCGAUCUCGCCCUGCCCCGUCGUUCGUCCGGGGGCUUGACCCCGGUCUGGCGCGGAUGUGGCACAUUAUGCAGGGAUUCAGUGCCCAGGUAAACUUGACCACCAAGACGAAUGGCAUGAUUCCCGAGACGGAUUUCAUGAAAACAAUGGCCUCCGUCAUAUACCCUCUGUUACACAUGAGUUUUGAGCCCGGUUCCCUCGACGAGGCGAUCCGCCUAGCUUUACUCAGCUACGGAUUUGACAUCUUUCUCCAGUUCCGCAGCGAUCCCACCCCGUACGUCCACCUGGCUGCCUCGUACCAGCGCUGCUUAAAUGGCCUAGCCAAGCGGAACGAUGUCUCUCCACAACUCUGGAUUUGGUUGUUAACUGUCGGUGGUCUUGUGGUGUUUUUACCCGCUGUCAGGCGGAAUUUCAGGCACUGGCUGCUGUAUUACCUAGGAAGCUGUCGUGUCCGCUCGUGGGAGGGAAUGCAGGCCAUCCUCUCCUCAUUCAUUUGGAUUGGACUUGUGCAUGAUGAAGGGGGCAAGGAGAUUUUUGACAAGUUGUUUGCCAAUCUAGAGCCUGGGUCGGAGACAUUUGUUGAUCAGACGUCUUCGAGAUUAAUCACGUGUUAGCGUUGUUAUGAUUCAUGUUGCUGGUAUAUAUUCAUGGUUGGGAAGAAAGACUGGAGAGUGAACAUAUAUUGGCAUAUACAACCACUAGAACAGUGCUUUUGCCUCACUAGUUGUGUAAUAGUCAUGUGUUGGGAUUUAGUUCAGAGAGCCGGUAGUGCUGGUCAUGU
Messenger RNA from Aspergillus vadensis CBS 113365, 2522 nucleotides. RefSeq lists its product as uncharacterized. The coding region runs from base 1 to 2355 and encodes 784 amino acids. The transcript has 9 exons. The record is from RefSeq and is a predicted model, not a curated record. NCBI's taxonomy places the organism in Eukaryota, Fungi, Ascomycota, Eurotiomycetes, Eurotiales, Aspergillaceae.